GUACGUCACCAUGGAUACCACGUCACUAUAUAUACCGCUUUUGCUCAGAGUCUGAACUUGUGUUUGUAGAUCACCGAACCGUCCGUUUGCAAGGAGAAACCGUCGCCCUUCAUUUCCGCCAUUCUGGUCUAAUGGGAAAAGUCUUUGUAAAUGCGUUUUAAGAAUUCUUGCUUGAGAGAAGUACACACUGGCCCUGGCCUUGAGGCUUAUCUGAAAGGAUUUAACUUCACUGGUGAACCGCCUUGGCUUCUGGACUUCUUUUAGCAGUCCUAUAAUUCCAUCUCUUCCUGUGAUCCGUUUCUUUUGCAAUCAAAUCUUGAACUAAUACGAUGACCACACUGACUGGAGCAGACUUUGAAUUUACCUUCCUGGAGGAGGGCUUCUGUGCACGUGAUAUUGUGGAACAGAAUAUCAAUGAGUCAUCACUAUCUGAUGACAAAGAUGCCUUUUAUGUGGCCGACCUGGGUGACGUCCUGAAGAAGCACCUCCGGUGGGUGCGUGUUUUGCCCCGCGUCAUGCCGUUCUAUGCAGUAAAGUGCAACGACAGCAGGGCUGUCGUCACGACACUGGCAACUCUUGGAGCUGGAUUUGACUGCGCUAGCAAGACGGAGAUCCAGAUCGUGCAGUCUGUGGGCGUGGAAGCGAGUAGGAUCAUCUAUGCCAACCCCUGCAAGCAGGUGUCUCAGAUCAAAUAUGCCUCUGCUCAUGGAGUGCAGAUGAUGACAUUUGACAGUGAAGUGGAGCUCAUGAAGGUGGCACGAUGCCACGACAAUGCCAAACUGGUUCUCCGUAUCGCCACUGAUGACUCCAAGGCGGUGUGCAGAUUAAGCGUGAAGUUUGGAGCCACAUUAAAGAGUAGUCGGCUGUUGCUGGAGAGGGCGAAGGAGCUGGGACUGGAUGUGAUUGGAGUCAGUUUCCAUGUGGGCAGCGGAUGUACUGAUCCCGAGACAUACAGCCAGGCCAUCUCAGAUGCCCGCUGUGUGUUUGACAUGGGGGUGGAGCUGGGAUACAACAUGACGUUGCUUGAUAUUGGUGGAGGUUUUCCAGGCUCUGAUGAUACCAAACUGAAAUUUGAAGAGAUUGCUGCUGUAAUCAACCCUGCACUGGAUAAAUAUUUCCCUGCUGACUCUGGCGUGAGGGUCAUUGCUGAACCCGGCCGCUACUAUGUUGCGUCCGCAUACACUUUGGCAGUCAACAUCAUUGCCAAAAAGGUCAUCAUGAUGGAGCAGUCAGCCUCUGACGAAGAGGAGGAUAGGGCCAAUGACAGAACCCUAAUGUAUUAUGUGAAUGAUGGCGUCUAUGGUUCCUUCAACUGCAUUCUAUAUGAUCAUGCCCAUGUCUUGCCCAUUCUGCACAAGAAACCCAAGCCUGAUGAGCGUAUGUACCCAUGCAGUAUUUGGGGUCCAACCUGUGACGGUCUCGAUCGCAUUGUGGAGCAGUGCAGCCUUCCAGACAUGCAAGUGGGCGAAUGGCUGCUGUUCGAGAACAUGGGUGCCUACACCGUGGCCGCAUCCUCCACUUUCAAUGGCUUCCAGAAACCUGAUAUUCAUUACAUCAUGUCCCGAGCAGCCUGGAAAUGCAUGCAGCAGAUCUGUGCCCAGGGAUUACCCUCUCCAGAGGAGCAGUGCACUGGAAACAUGCCAUCCCACUGCAGCCAUGAGAGCAGCCUAGAUGUGCCAGCCAAACCCUGCCCAACUCAAGUGCUGUAACCAUACGACCACUGCUAGAGCCUGUUCAGUUCUCAUUCAGACAGCUGUUUGUCUUAUAUUUUUCACCAAAACCUUGAUGUCCACCGUAUGCAAAUAUGGGUUUUAUUUAAAACAAAAAGGCAAAACUGCUGUUUUUAAGUUGCAAACUCUCAGAUCUAUUAGACACACAUUAUGGCUUGCGGCGCUGUGACUUUUCCAAGUUCUUUUAUUUCCGUUUUGUUUUACUUUUUUGUUUAAAUAUUUGUUAUUUGAAGUCAGAUACUUGACUGGAGGAAAUAAGGGAGCUAAACAUUUAUGUCCACUUGCGUGGUUAAUGAAGAUCCAUUCCUGAACUGACUUCCUCUAACAUCUGAAUAGAAGUGACAUUUUUGGGAGAACACUUCCUGAAAUGGGUGCUGUCUCACUUAACAUGACAUACAGAUUUUCUCCUUAAUGACCAUUUCUGAUUGAUACUUGAGUAGUAACUUUAUUCUAAUAAUAUAGUUGACAAGAAAUAUGUAAGGCAUUAAAGCAUUUGCAAAUGGAUACAAAAGAGUUGGGAUUGCAUUCAUAUCGCUUUCCUAUGGAAACUUUUUUUAAGUUUUGUAUUUUUUUAUAUAAAUAAAAUGUAG
Molecule: messenger RNA, 2320 nt
Organism: Xyrauchen texanus (razorback sucker)
Lineage: Eukaryota; Metazoa; Chordata; Actinopteri; Cypriniformes; Catostomidae
Product: ornithine decarboxylase-like
Exons: 11
Coding region: 330-1709 (459 amino acids)
Cellular component (GO): cytoplasm
Molecular function (GO): ornithine decarboxylase activity
Source: RefSeq, a predicted model, not a curated record